UUGGUUGUUAUCCUUGCGGGAGGCUUUAUGCUUGCCGCCGCUCUCGAGCCGAGCGCAUUCACAGCGGAAAAGCGGUACGGAAAACUUCAUCGUCCGAAACACCGGUCGCGAAAAGUCGGUGUGAUAGCGAGCGAGUGCUUCUAAGUUCGUUUUUAUUUGGCACGCGCCUAAACCUACAACGAUGGCAUCAACGAUAAAAUGAUAACAGUUUGCGGUGACGGUUACUCGGCGUGGAAUUACAGUGGUACACACGUCCGUCAAUGUAAGCAGACGCAGCAGUAACAUCAACCGCACUCACACAGCAGCACACGCGAUCGCGAUAUCAGAAGAGAUGCUGUGCGGAGGGCGAAAACGCGAGCAGAUCGCGGCGUCGGUAAGUGUUGUUGUGCGCGAGUGGCCCACCCGAUGGCCAGCCAGCAUCGCAGCCGAGCGCGGGAGCAUGCCGUGCCGAGCAGUGUGCGCCACCAGUUAGUCACCUGUGAACGUUCGAGCCAGCCGGAGCAAACAUACUCUUCGCGGCCCUGCUGGCGGAGAUACAUCAUUACGCACAGCGCGUUUUUUCAUCUUUCUUAUGCGGGCGCGCGAUCGGUGUGCGUGUGUAUCAUAAGUGUGUGUGUGUGUGUAACAAACAAACAUCUGACACGUGUGUGAGUGUUCGAUACGUGCGAGAAGAUAACGCCAGACAUAAACGAGCAAAUCCCAGCCAGCGCAACGACGAACGGUGAGGAAAAGAAACAUAAAACGGGAACGUUGGCCUUCUUCGGUGCGCGAAGAGAGCGAACAAGCAACGGGAUCUACCCUGCCGCGAAGGUGAACUUCCCAUUCUUCGCCACGAUCUCGUGUGUGUGUGUCUGUAUGCGAACGAGCGGGCCGAGCGAGUCCGAGUUGCAGCGCUGGUGAAAACGGGCGUUCGUUGCUUGCGGCUAGUUGAAGUUGUUCCAUCGAAAACGGUCGUUCGAUAAAUCGGAAGUGUUAGAGUAAAGUUAGGUGGAUUUUUUGCCCUUCUAUUCUCGCGAUCGCGUGUGUGUGUCUGACAGAAGAGUGUUUCGCGGUUUUAAUUGCUGCAAAACUUUUCCGAUUGAUUUUUAUGUUUGUUUCGCGGAAUUUCCCCACUUCCACGACCAUUGCGUCUUCCAGAAGACUCGUUCCUGGAGGGAUGAGUCAAUCAAUCGCUUGACACGCAACACACAGGUGUCCUCGAUGUUAUUCGCCCGGCAAGCAAAAGCGCACGCGAGAGAAAUCAAAAGAAGAAAGUGCCGUUAGCGAUUGAAUUCUUUCGACUUCCUCGGUGGCGUAGGAUUGCGUCAACCGUACACAGUGCGAGAACGUGUCGGUAUUUCGGUAAGGAACUGUGGGACCUAAACUCUCCCAAAUGCGAUCGUAAAACGAAUAUGUAAAUACCCCAAGCAUCAACCCCACCAUAGCCAACCAUUCUGGGAGCGGGAAUUGUUUCUAAGUGAAGUUAAUUCGGCGUGAUCAUACGCGAUCAUUACAUUGCGUUUUCAAUUGCAAAGUGUCCCACAACACAUCCCACCAGCUGCUCUUGCCGCCUUGAUUCAAUUCGUUUGAGUGCGUGUAGUGUUUCUGUGUGUGUGUACUGUGUAGUUGUCGUACUGGCCGUUUGAUUGAGGCCGAUCUUCCCCUUUUUGGGAGGUGAAGUGAAACGAGAAGAGUUUUGUGCCCGUAAAGCCCCGAAAAAGUGAGUGCAGUGGAGGUUAUUUGGCGACGUGUUAUCGUGUUGCCAUCUUGCCGAAAAUCUCGCAGCCGGCCGAUAGGAUCGCGCUCAAUUACAAUAACAUAAAACGAGUGAUUAAGGUUAAGUGUGUUCGUUCAUAAAUUGGAAAGCAUCAGUUUUUCCACCGACGAGGUCGCGUGAUUUACGGCGUUACCGGGUCAGUGGCAGUGGAGCAAGGGCUCCGGCAACAAAGCAACUACAGCGACGCACAACAGCACAAGGUAACGUACGCGCUUCAUCGGGGAUAGCAAAGAUCACAGACAGCACGUAACUGGGGCACGCUCUAAAGCGAAACAUCAUUACGAGAAGCUCCUCAGCCGCCUACCUGGCCGUUGGCACGUCAUACACAGCACUAAUGGCAAUGACAUUGCCUCUACACGCAUGAAACAAUGAUUACAAGCAGCUAGCUCGCUGGCGGAACUUCUAUCUUCCAGCAACAAUAUCCCGACCAUCGCUGAAUUGACUCUCCACCGAGCGAGCCCGAGCCAGCAUCCCGCAACCCGCAACGAUCUUCAAGGAGAUUGAGCGGAACCGGCGCUGAAGCGAAAAGCACACUGCCCCAUUGCACGGUGGCAUCGAACCGAACCGAUAGGAACCGAACCGGAGCGACGCAGGAGGGCUAGAGCGGCCAGCCCGGAUUUUCCACGGUGCAUCGAAACGAAAGCGAAAAUCCUGAUCUGCACGACUGCAUCGUUUGCCAACCCAUCCGGCGUGGUCCGGCGGAAGCGAAAUAGAUCGCGAACGGUGCGAGAACUAGUGCGCGAAACGACGCGCCGUCUCGGCAGCCUCGGUACGCUUCGGCGAGAGCCAAAUUCGCUCGGAAGUCGGCCGUCGGGCGUUUGCUCCGCACCGUCCGCCUGUGCUGCUGUGGGCUCGCGCGCUAAUCCGGUGCCGAACCUGUAGCAGGACAGAGCUCCCAGAGAUCCACACGCUAGCCUGCACUGUUUGCAGCAGCGUGCAGUGACGACGAACCCCAUUCGGAUUCGGUCGAAGGACACUUCCCCUGGGUGAGGUCACACGUGUGCCCCAUGUCCCAAUGUCCGGUCAGUGAACGGCAAAGGUGAAGGUGUGAAAGUGUGCGCAAACUGUUUGCCAGAAGCAGUCCACGCAGGGCACGAGUCCGUAUGCCGCGGUAAAGGCAGCGACGAUCGUUUACGUUUUGUGUUUAGUGUUGUUUUUAGUUGUUGUUGCGGGUUUCUUUGCACUCAGUCUCUGGCCGAGUCUGCACGGUCACGUCAUGUUACGACGCGGUGCUAGUGGUUGGUGGGUGUCGGUCGGUGCCCUGCUAGUGGUGCUGACCGCCCGGACUACCGUGGUGAUGGCUCAGUGUCCCUGGCAGCGGGAGGUACCCGAUCUGCAAAAUUCGUGCUUAUGUGCCUACAACCUCGGACAGGAACUGUCCGUUCAAUGUGAUCAAGUUGAUUUUCCUGUGUUAGUUGAAGCCUUAGACAAGUAUGCGCGUGCGACGCCGUUGGAUCUGCUGUACGUGAACAACUCCACGAUCGAGCAGCUCGAAGGCGGCCUGUUUGUGAACCUGAAGCUGCACAACGUCCAGCUGAGCAGCUGCAAGAUGCGACGCAUCGACGAUAAAGCUUUCCAGGGACAGGAGGCCGUGCUGAAGAACCUCAACCUGCAGGACAAUCUGCUGGAGGAGGUACCGAUCCGGGCGCUCAAACCCCUGACCAUCCUGAACCUCCUGGACCUGUCGAAGAACCGUCUACAUUCCGUACCGAACGACGCCUUCGCUGGACUGCGCAAGCUGUCCACACUGAAGCUCUCCGACAACAAUGUCACUCUCGCUCCGUUCGCCUUCCGUGGGCUGGAGCCCAGCCUCAAGAACCUCAAUCUGAAAGGCACAAAGCAGAAGCGAGUGCCUGAAGCGGUACGUGGACUACGCACCCUCGCCUUCCUGGAUCUCUCACAGAACGGCAUCCGCGAGCUGCCGGGUGGAGCUGGUGUUAAAUCCUUCGAUGGCCUGGACGCUCUCACCGCACUCAAUCUCGAGCGGAACCUCAUUCAAAGUCUCGGCGAGACGGCCUUUUCGGGAGUGCGGAAGACGCUCAGCUCGCUCAGCCUGCUAAACAACUUGCUGGCCGAGUUCCCGGUCGGUGCCAUUCACUCACUGCGUGAACUGCGCGUGCUUGAUAUUGGUUUCAAUCUGCUCACGGCACUGCCAGAGACAGCUUUCCGGGGCAAUCCGGCCGUGACGCUGCUAGCACUUGACGGUAACCCACUGCCAACUGUGCCGGAGAAAGCGCUGGCGCAUCUUAACCGCACCCUGCGAGGUCUGUCCCUCGGUGGACGCUUCCUGCACUGUGACUGCAAACUGCGCUGGGUGGCUGAAUGGAUCCGAAAUGGUGAUCUACAGGUAACAUCACGCGAACGUAAUCCCCAGUUCUGUGGCUCUCCCAAUCGCUUCCGAGAGCGUGGCUUCUACUCGAUCCAGCCGGAGGAGCUCACCUGCCCCGAGUCGGAGGUAGCACUCGAAGGUCCAGUCGGUGUGGUGGAGUCUCUACUGCCCAAAACAACCACGGCACGUACUACGACCGCCUCCUCUACCGUCACUACACUGCUGACGCAACCGACAACGCUUGGCGGUACGACCAACGCUACAACUGCUGCUACAUCACCUCCAACCACUACGCAGCAAGGAUCUUCGACCUACGCGGUCGAAACUCAGUCUUCCAACAGCACAACGGCACAGACCAGCACAACGCUUACCACAACGACACCGGCAACAACGAAACAAUCGACCACGGCCUCAACGGCUACUGCUGCUGCUGCUGCCACGACCACAACGACUUCGAAAACGCCUGCAACGAAGAACUGGCGCACGAACGGUGCAAGCAAUAACGCGCCUCCCCACAAGCAGCGACCUCCGCUUGUGCUAGGUUUCCCACCACAGCGAGGUACUCAGAUCGAUGACUCCAAGGAGGUGCAGGUUAAGAACGCUUUCAGUUCACGCCAGGACAACUCGGUCAUCAUCCAGUGGGACUCGGACACGGCCAACAUUCUCGGCUUCCGCGUGGUCUACCGUCUGUUUGGCGACAAGAGCUUCAAGCAGGGACCGCCGCUAGAGGCGAGCGAGCGCGAGUUCAAGAUCAAGAACGUACCAUCGGCCGAGUGCAUCAUCGUGUGCGUUGUGUCACUCGAGGAGAUCAACGUAACGCCCGACACCGUGCCUUACACCCAGUGCCGGGAGGUGCGCACCGUAGCGUCGCCAGCGUCCAACAUGGACAAGAUUACGAUCGCAGCUAGUGCGGCGAUCUGCGGCACGAUCAUUGUCGCGGUGAUCGUCUUCAUUGCCGCCAGCAGAAGACGCUCGAAGAAGCUGCAGUCCCUGUCGCAGCAGAAGAGCGCACUGCCGAUCGCAGGCCUGCCCGUCAACUGCUGCGGACCGACGCCGAGCCCGAACGGGCCGCUCGGUUCGCUCGCCACGCUGUCCGCAUUCAACUCGCACAAGGACUGGGACCAGGUGUCGGCGUACAGUGGCCGCUCGAUACCGCGGCCACGCAUCUACCCGAUGGAGAACCAGGCCAUCCCGGACGAUCUGCGCAGCCACGUGUCGCACUUUUCGGCCGUCGGCGGUGGUGGUGGUGGCGGCGUUCCGAAGGUGGGCAAGGCACGCUCGAUCGCGGACGGACAGUCGCACCACAGCUUCUCCAACCACUCGCAGCGCGGCUAUCUCGGGUCGGCCUUCCCGAGCAAUCUGGUGAACUCUCGACCAGGUAAGGGAUGGUUGUGUUUGCGUCAACACUACAUCAGUGUAUUGAUUGAGCGUUGUUUUUUGUCUUCGACAGAGCUAAGACAGUCGCGGCAGUCACUGGCAGCCGCGUCGGAGCGCAUGUCCCGAGCGUCCUAUGCCGGGUCGAUCGUGCACGGACCGGCCCACAGCAUCGCUUCCAGCACGAGACGCACCCGGCCAAGGUCCCGAUCGCGGGAUCAGCUUAGUGGAGCGCACAUUCACACCCAUCAGCAUCGUCCCGGCAGUCGCUACUCCACCGCCGGCUCGACCCACACGCUCAACAACUACUGCGACACGUCCGACAACUGGACCGACCACGACAUGGACAUCUACAUGGCGCGCAACCCGACGGCCCGCAACGGCGGCAUGGUGCCGUUAUGAGACCGGCUGCUCGUUUCCUGAUACGGCGAUCCGGCACACGAUUACGGCGAACUUUUCUGACAGCGACUACCCGCCGACGGCCGGACGGUUGCGGGGCGCUGCCCCACGAUCGACGACCGCCGGCCGACCCUGACGCUGAUCGUGCCGGACGCUCCGUCUAGCGGUGGUGCAGCCGGGCCCGACGAAGCCCCGCCCGAGUACAGCGAAAUCAACGAGCACGAAACGAUGAUCCCACUGGCCACGACGAUGCGACGGUGCGACUACACCGGGCCUGCUCGAACGCCCCAGCCACGGUUGAAGGUGCGCGACUGUCGGCCAACUACGCCACCGCUGGAGAGUCUGCUCGGUUCGCCCAGCGGUCCCGGGUACGUCGAGCUGGAGAACUACUGCAAUCGGCUGAAGGAGAACCUGCAGUACUGAGGGAGUUUUCUUUUGGAUUUUUUUUUUUUUUGGAAAACGGGGGUAAGGGUGAACUAAAUGUAACAGUGGUGGGGACGGCGGUACGUUACGGUGUCCUCCAAAGGGUUUAGCAGUUAGCAAACGUUAGGCAAUAAUAUACUUGUAAAACAAGCCAGUCUCUUUGACGAGUGCACAAGCAAGAGAGAUCGAGAGAGAGAGAAAGAGAGAGAGAAAGAGAGAGAGAUCGGGAUAACAUAUAAUAUUUAAAAUCACUAUUCGUAAACAUUUCAAUGACCAGUUAAGAGUAUAAGUAUAAUUGUAGAGCGUUGAGAGAGACACAGAGAGAGAGGGAGCUGUAGUUUAGUCGAAUUAGAAGCGAAGGAAGCGCGUCGUAUCCUAAAGAAGCAUAACAAAUGCUGGGCCUUUCUUAAGAGUAGCCGUAAGAGUAGUGAAGCGAGUGAACUAUAAACGAAUCGACCGGCGACUGAGACACACCUAAGACGUGCGUAGCUAAGAUUUCAACACAUGCAAAAGACACACGCACACACAUAUCAUCCACAUAUGCUUCCGAAAGGGAAGCGAAAUUAACGAAACAAAAUGACCCAAACCCCGUAGCAAUUUAAACUUGUCGGAUUGUAUGAAAUAAUAAGCACAAAUAGCAAGGGCAAAUAGUCGCACGGCUGGCGAGCAGUGUUAAUAGAAAGCAUACAGCGAUAACGAUUCAUCCCAAAAAGAAGAAGAAGGAAAAAACGCACCCAGAAAGCGGAAUAGGGGAAAAAACACGGAUAUUUAGGAUGAUGCAAUACAGUUUGUUUCGUACACAUGCAAACAUUCGGAGCAAAGCGGGCUUUCACAAUAUGUACUCAUCCCAGUUUCUCUCACCCUUCUCCUACACGUUCGUCCUACUUCCAACCACAACAUACCCUCCCACCCCACACCGCGAAAGCGAAGGUGCGAUGUAACCGUAUCCUGUAAAUAAUCAUCGCAACCUUCCUUUCCGGGAAAAUAAACCUCCCCAGCGUUUCCUUCACACGCUAUUAUCGCAUUGGUUUCUGCCCUGUGGCGUGUUAUGCAUUAUGGCUCUGCUUUUUUGGUUCUGUACUGUUUUGUGUUUUGUUGGGUUUUCCCCCCGAAUUGGGUUCUAGUUUUUCUUACAAACAUCAUAAAACAAAACAAUGUUUCGCUUUGUUUUACUUUAUUUUUCAUUUUUCUGAGACUUUCUCUUUACUUUUCUAUGUUUGUUUGAAAAAUAAAAUGUUGAUUUAAAGGCUUUCAUCGCUAAAUUUCACGCACACUGUAACAUUUCAAAACAACGGACCAAAUAGCAAUGUCAGCAAUGUAGGAAUGUAGUUUGGUGCAGUGAGCUCAUUUAUUUAAUCUCUUCUCUACAAUUGAAAUAACCCAACGAAUGGAACUGUUGAACGGGUCGGAUGGAUGUCCGAAAAAAAACCCUCCAAACUCCAUUCCAUCGUUGGGGUAUUUUAAUUAUUUGCUCAGUAUUCUCAGUAGUUUGCGAUGCAGGCGCUAAGGUUUUAUUUAUUUCGCGCUGCUUUUUUAUACAAAACUACCAAAACCCCGUGAUCCCUUUUCCUCCUCGAUAUGAACGAUAUGAAUACACAGUUGUUAAGUUUGUUCGUAAAUUACAAGUGUUAGAGUGUUAGAUCACCGUCGUCACAUCACCGUCGUCGUCGUCGUCGUCGUCUUCGUCGUGUGCUAAACCUAUGUUAAACAUUUGAUAGUUAACAAGCGAUCGACGGGAAAUCUUCGGAAAGACUUCUGCAUAGCGUUAAGAUGCACAGCGUACGAUCACAUACAAGCAUCGCAAUACGAUGCUUUAUUGUUUGUGUGUUUCCGGCGAAUGUGGGCAGAGAAUUGUAGUUCGUUUCUAAGUACAGUGCAAUUCCCAAACCGAUUGUCGAUUAGUAACAAAAUCUAAGUAUAGCAAAACAAUCGAUAUAGCACAAUGUAACCAGUAACAUCAAAUCAAAGGUCUAAAAAUUGGGUUUAAGAUAGUGGGAUUGGCAUAGGACGCGGGAGGAACUAAAGAUGGUGGAUAUGGUUAAAACCUAGCGAUAAGUAAUUACUGAACUGUACAUAGAGUAAUGCUAGCUGUUUUGUAAGACAAACGAACAAAUUGAAACGAAAUAUUUAACCCCUGGUGUGUAUUAGGUGUUGUUUGUUUGUUUUGUUUCUUCGUCUACAGAUAGAUGGAAAGGGCCUUUACUGCGUGUGCAGCACUCAUUUGCCCCUCCCAACCCAAAACAAAAAACGAAGAAAAUCAAAAACGAUUCGGUUUAAAAAAAAAAAGCAAGAAAGAGAAGGCAGAACAAAGUGCAACUAAAAUUCAGCAUUAGCAAUUAAACAUCAAAAUUAAUGUCCGUACACCAAAUAUUGAUAGACAACGCGAAAGGUCGAGAAAGAAACACGUUAAGAGUGGCGUAACUUAUUUUUAACACAUUCAAAGCGAAAAGGAAGUGCAUUAGAGGUACUGUGUAUGUGUGUGUGUAGGUUUGUGUGAAGGGAAACCACUGUAGGAUCUAUUUUUGUACGUAAAACCAACAGAAAACCACUGGAAAAAAUACUCAACAUCAAGCAUUAGCUAAGGGACGUGCGGCGCGCAACCAGCUGAAGCUUUCCGCCGGUUGCGUAUCCCCACGUGUCCGGGAAAGGUGCUUGCGCAUGAUGCAAAUCGUAGCCUUAUUUCAUUCAAUUUACGCACUGCACUAGUAGCAACGGUCGCAUUCAUCUAGCUAUAUAUAUAUAUAUAGAUAUGUGAAAGUGUGUGUGUUGGAGAGAGCGAGAGAGAGCAGGGUAAAUAGGUAGGCCAUGCAAUGUUUAAAAGAUUGCAGAAAGGACAGCAAACGGCAGGUCAAUUGAUUGAUUGCUUUGCGUGAUGUGUUGAAACAAUACCCAUGCAACUCCCUGUAAGCGCCACGUGGUCGUGAAGGAAGCGUGACCAAUAACUGCUAGUGUGUAAUAGUGUAAUAUGACUAAUUAAGGGUAGGAAACGGAAACGUUACUCUCGUUUAUUUUUGAGUAGAUAUCUUUUUUCUCCCAUUUCGCCGUUGGAAACUGAUGUCAGGUUUUCCGUUGUCGGUACGCUCCCUCCAAUCCCCAUCUUCUCCCAAUUCACCCACCCACCCAUCAUCAGCUCAUUCCAAACCCACCCUUCAUCCCUUCAACCCGAUACGAAAACUUGACAUUACAUGAAGACGGGAAAAUGAACACAGUUGAAAGUUAACAUUUGAAAGGAGGCGAAGAAGAAGGAAAACGAAACGAUGUUGUAAAGUUCUGAUAGAAGCAUCAUCCAUCGCUAGUGUUAAGGUCGUUAGGAUGGCAUCAUUAAUAAUAGCCACAAACACACAUACACACGCACUGUCUCUCUUUCUCUCUCUCACUCUGUACCCUCUAAAUCUCCGUUUGGUGUAGUAAUCGAACGAUUUAAUUGUUAAAACUAAUCCUUAUCCCCCCCCUUUGCGAUCGAUCCACAUCGGACGGGAGGCGGGGGAACGGGAUAAAAACCAAGUGCAAUGAGGAAAGAGCGGACUACUACUAAGAGAAGUGUGCACGAGACGGCGAGAACGAGAUGAGUUAGCUCGAAUAAUAUUUAUACAAUAUACACAACUAGAAACAUACACACAGACACACCCGCGUAUAUAUUUAAACGAAAAGUAAAACAGAACCCCCCGAGGUGCGCCACAAACGCUAUAAAUUCCCACUCCCAGGCAAAUUAAACAAAAGCUAAAACGAAAACGCAAAAGCGCCAACCCCUGCUGUACGCCAGGCGGACACACGCAUUAAAUACAAGCUGUAUAUAACAAUAAUCAAAUCAAUAAAGAUCAAUUUAAAUGAUAA
Molecule: messenger RNA, 10115 nt
Organism: Anopheles merus
Lineage: Eukaryota; Metazoa; Arthropoda; Insecta; Diptera; Culicidae
Gene: haf
Product: leucine-rich repeat and fibronectin type-III domain-containing protein 3
Exons: 12
Coding region: 2973-5861 (962 amino acids)
Molecular function (GO): protein binding
Source: RefSeq, a predicted model, not a curated record